Molecule: messenger RNA, 3361 nt
Organism: Peromyscus leucopus (white-footed mouse)
Lineage: Eukaryota; Metazoa; Chordata; Mammalia; Rodentia; Cricetidae
Gene: Trim56
Product: tripartite motif containing 56
Exons: 3
Coding region: 595-2817 (740 amino acids)
Biological process (GO): innate immune response; positive regulation of DNA-templated transcription
Cellular component (GO): chromatin; nucleoplasm
Molecular function (GO): ubiquitin-protein transferase activity; zinc ion binding
Source: RefSeq, a predicted model, not a curated record
CUCAUCUGUCUGUCAUUCCUUCCCACACGUAAACAUCCCACCCAAUAAACAGGCUCGGAGAACCUGCCCUGGGGCAGUGCGUCCGGCUGGCAACACACACACACUCACUCAAGCUGACAGCUCGAGCCUUGGGCCAGCGGGCGCCCUGGCCUGUGGCCACCAGACCUUCCUCUGGGAAGGGGGUCCAGCCUCACAGCCCGGGCCGGCCUGGAGCGAGCGUCCCCGGGUGGGGUGGGGAGGAGGGCGGGGCUUGAGCCCCGGAGUGGCUGUCCCGGGCCGGGGACGGAAGUUGCAGCCCUUCACGGCUACUUUCAGUUUUGUUUCCCUUGCAGGCAGGUAGUCGGCUGCCGGCCGUGGCGGGAUUUCGGGGCUCCCCGGGCCCUGCUGCGGGAGUCCAAGUUCAGCAGUGGCUGGAUUGUUCCAUCUCUGAGGCCUGGGGCCUUCCUCGUCUCAUUUUUUCCCACAGGAUCGGCGCUACCCACAGCUUUUGCAUGUUUACAUUUGGUUGAGUGUAAAGAGGACAAAGUGGAAGAAAGACCUCCUUCCCCGAGUAUCCAGUGUCUCCCAGAAGUCAGAACUUCCCAACCUUCCAGUAUGGUCUCCAAAGUCUCCUCCCCUACUCUGCUGGAGGCUCUGAGCAGCGAUUUCCUAGCCUGUAAAAUCUGCCUGGAGCAGUUACACAUGCCCAAGACACUGCCAUGCCUACAUACCUAUUGCCAGGACUGUCUGGCUCAGCUGGACGUCGGUGGCCAGGUCCGCUGCCCCGAGUGUCGGGAGAUCGUGCCUGUUCCUCCCGAGGGUGUGGCCGCCUUCAAGACCAACUUCUUCGUCAAUGGGCUUUUGGACCUCGUCAAGGCCAGGGCUCCCGGAGACACGCAUUCGGGGAAGCCCACCUGCGCGCUGUGCCCUCUGGUGGGAGGCAAGAGCUCUGGAGGACCCGCCACGGCCCGGUGCCUGGACUGCGCGGACGACCUGUGCCAGGCCUGUGCCGACGGCCAUCGCUGCUCCCGCCAGACCCAUAAGCACCGAGUCGUUGACUUGGUGGGUUACAGAGCCGGGUGGUAUGACGAAGAGGCCCGCGAGCGCCAGGCAUCCCAGUGCCCCCAGCACCCGGGGGAAACGCUCCUCUUCCUUUGCCAGCCGUGUUCUCAGCUCCUCUGCAAGGACUGCCGUCUGGGGCCGCAUCUGGAUCACCCCUGCUUGCCCCUGGCGGAGGCGGUGCGUUCCCGGAAGCCGGGCCUCGAGGAGCUGUUGGCUGGUGUGGACAGCAAUCUGACGGAGCUCGAGGCCACCCGGGUGGCAGAAAAGGAAGCCUUAGCCCAGCUGCGAGAGCAGGCCGCCAGCGUGGGGACGCAGGUGGAGGAGGCGGCCGAGCGAAUCCUCAAGGCCCUGCUGGCCCAGAAGCAGGAAGUGUUGGGGCAGCUCCGGGCCCACGUGGAGGCUGCGGAGGAGGCUACCAGGGAGAGGCUGACCAAGAUCGAGGGCCAGGAGCAAGUGGCCAAGGCGGCGGCUGCCUUUGCCCGCCGAGUGCUCAGCCUGGGUCUGGAGGCGGAGAUCCUUUCGCUGGAGGAAGCCAUCACGCAGCGCCUGCGCCAGCUUCAAGACUGUCCCUGGACCCCCGGGCCUACCCGCUGUCUGCUGCCCAAGCUGGACCUCCAUCCUGGGCUCCAGGACAAGAACUGCCACCUGCUUCGACUCUCCUUUGAGGAGCCGGAACAAUCCCAGAAGUUCAAUGCGAAGGGUGGAGCCGGGACCCAAGGAGGAGAUGAGGCGCCCAGCCAAGGCGAGGAGAGAGCCAAGGCGGGGAAGCAGGGUGACACCCAGCCCCCGAGUAAGGAUGGAGCCUCGACUCCCAAAGAAGGCAAAGCCCAGAGCUCCCAAGAGGAUGAUGAGGUCCAAAUGGAAAGGGGUAACAGAUCUAACAAGAAGAAGAAGGGCAAAGGACGGGGCAAGCCCGUUUCUCGGGAGCCCAGCCCCAUCCUGAGGCCAAACCUCGAAGGUUCAAGCCUCCUCCCUCGGCCUGUUUUCUCCUGGAGUUUCCCCACGAGGAUGCCCGGAGACAAACGUUCCCCACGCAUCACCGGGCUCUGCCCCUACGGCCCCCAGGAGAUCCUGGUGGCGGAUGAGCAGAACCGGGUCUUGAAACGCUUCUCCCUCAAUGGUGACUACAAGGGCACAGUGCCGGUUCCCGACAGCAGCUCCCCGUGCAGCGUGGCUGCCCUGCAGAACGCAGUGGCUUUCUCCGCCAAUGCGAGGCUCUACCUCGUCAGUCCCGAGGGGGACGUUCAAUGGCGAAGAUCCCUGAGCCUCACCCAGUCCAGCCACGCCGUGGCCGCGAUGCCCUGUGGAGACCGGGUCGCGGUCAGCGUGGCAGGCCACGUGGAGGUGUACAAGAAGGACGGCAGCCUGGCCACCCGGUUCAUCCCCGGAGGCAAGGCUAGCCGGGGCCAGCGGGCACUGGUGUUCCUGACCACCAGCCCCCAGGGCAAUUUUGUAGGGUCCGAUUGGCAGCAAAACAGCGUGGUUUUCUGCGAUGGGCUGGGCCAGGUGAUAUGGGAAUACAAGGGCCCUGGUUUACAUGGCUGCCAGCCAGGUUCUGUGUCUGUGGAUAAGAAAGGCUACAUAUUUCUGACCCUUCGGGAGGUCAACAAGGUGGUCAUCCUGGACCCCAAGGGGUCACUUCUUGGUGACUUCCUAACAGCGUAUCAUGGCCUGGAGAAGCCCCGGGUAACCACUAUGGUAGACGGCAAGUAUCUGGUGGUGUCCCUGAGUAACGGGACUAUCCAUGUGUUUAGGGUCAGGUUCCCCGACAGUUAAGGGGGCUCGGGGCUGGGAUGGGGGGUGGGGCAGGCGGGAAGGGAGGGAGAUGACGUAGCCGAGGGCAUUUUCCCAGCUGGCAAAAUGCUUGCAACUUCUGUGAUUGAGGUAUAGGGAUAGAAGAUUCCAGGAGCGGUAGCGGUGAUGUGGCCGUAAUCUCAGGGGCACACGGCCGGUGCCAGAAGUCAACCAAACCGCUUGCUUUUUUUCACUGAUGCCCGCAGCUGCGGCGGCUGCUGUGUAGUUUAGGUGUCUUGAGAUUUAUAAGUGAUUCUUGAUUUGUCGUCUUCAAAACCAUUCCUGAGAUGGGGGUCAUGACUCUGUAGAGAGAGCACUUGCCUAGAACUCACAAAUGAGGGUCUGGGGAGUGGGGCUCAAUAGUAGAGCGCCUGCCUGGAUUCUACCAAUGAGGAGUCGGGGGCGUGGUUCAGGGCUGGAGCCCCUGCCCAGAAUCCCCACCGAGGGCCUGGGGGCGUGGUAGAGGGCUUGUCUAGCCUGCAGGAAGUCCUGAGGUCAAUUCCUAGAUGUACCCUCCCUCUUCCUU